Molecule: messenger RNA, 1875 nt
Organism: Erigeron canadensis
Lineage: Eukaryota; Viridiplantae; Streptophyta; Magnoliopsida; Asterales; Asteraceae
Product: heat shock cognate 70 kDa protein-like
Exons: 2
Coding region: 1-1863 (620 amino acids)
Biological process (GO): cellular response to unfolded protein; protein refolding
Cellular component (GO): cytoplasm
Molecular function (GO): ATP hydrolysis activity; misfolded protein binding; ATP-dependent protein folding chaperone
Source: RefSeq, a predicted model, not a curated record
AUGGAGGACGGAAAACAAAAGGAGGGGGAGGUAGCGAUCGGCAUUGACCUAGGAACAACAUAUUCGUGUGUUGCUGUUUGGAAGAAUGGUCGUGUUGAAAUCGUACCCAACGAUCAAGGCAACCGAACCACACCGUCUUGUGUUGCUUUUCAUGACUCGGAACGUCUCAUUGGUGAUGGCGCCAAGAAUAAACUUGCGACCAACCCUUGUAACACUAUUUUUGAUACUAAAAGGCUGAUUGGAAGAAAAUUCAGUGAUCCUCAAGUUCAAGAAGACAUGAAGCUGUGGCCUUUUAGGGUCAUAAAAGGCGGCUCUGCGGACAAACCAAAGAUUGUUGUCACCUACAGAGGUCAAGAGAAGGAAUUUUUGGCAGAAGAAAUUUCAUCUAUGAUUCUUGGCAAGAUGAAAGAAUCUGCUGAGGCAUAUCUUGGGAAAGCCGUGAAAAAUGCCGUGGUAACAGCCCCAGCUUACUUUAAUGAGUUACAACUUCAAGCAACAAAGGAUGCUGGUGCAAUUGCAGGAUUAAAUGUCAUUCGCAUAAUAAGCGAGCCUACAGCAGCUGCAAUUGCGUAUGGUCUAGACAAUAAGUCUGAUAUAAUCGGCAACAUGAAUUUGCUCAUCUUUGAUCUGGGUGGUGGAACCUUUGAUGUCUCUAUAAUGAAUGUUGCUGAAAAGGGUGCUUUUGAGGUGAAAGCUGUUGCGGGUGACACUCAUUUGGGAGGUCAAGAUUUUGACAACCGUAUGGUGGAACAUUGUGUUUCGGAAUUUAAUAGGAAAUGGAAUAAGGACUUGACUAAGAACCAAAAAGCAUUGGGGAGGUUGAGACGUGCUUGUGAGAAAGCCAAAAGGAUCCUUUCAUCCAAUACUCAGACCUCAAUCGAAGUAGAUUGCUUGCAUGAUGGGAUUGAUUUUUGUAUGAAAUUCAGUCGAGCUAAAUUUGAAGAGCUCAACAUUGAUUCUUUCACUAAGUGCAUUGAGACUGUGGAGACAUGUUUAAGUGACGCUAAGAUGGAGAAAUCACGUGUAAACAAGGUGAUUCUUGUUGGUGGCUCAACAAGGAUACCGAAGGUCCAACAUAUGUUGCAGGAGUAUUUUGAUGGCAAAGAGUUAUGCAAGAGCGUGAACCCUGAUGAAGCUGUUGCAUAUGGUGCAGCCCUUAUGGCUGCAAACUUAAGUGGUAAUGCCGUUCAAAACUUGGUACUCUCAGAUGUUACUCCUUUGUCACUGGGUGUCGAUGUAAAGGGAGGCAUAAUGAAUGUUGUGAUUCCACGUAACACUUCAAUACCUACAAGUAAUUCCAGAACUUACCAUACAUCUGAGGAUAACCAAUCUGUUAUAUCUGUCAUGGUAUAUCAAGGUGAAAGAGCCAGAUGUACCGAUAACUAUUUCUUAGGAGGUAUCACAUUUUCUGGAAUACCACCUGCCCCCAAAGGUGUCGAGAAAGUUUUGGUAUGCUUUGAAAUAGAUGCUAAUGGUAUACUUACAGUUACUGCCGGUAUAAUAUCUACCGGUAAGAUGGAGAAACUCACCAUAACGGACCAGAAUGGACGUCUCUCUAAGGAUCAAAUCGAGAAGAUGGUAAAUGAUGCUCAGAGGUACAAGUUUGAGGACCAACAAUUCAAGAAGAAAGUGGAUGCAUAUAAUGAUUUGGAGGACUGCUUGUACAAUAUGAAGAAUAAGAUAAAAAAUAAUAGUAAUACUAAGAUCAAGAAGAAGAAGGUGAUCAACACCGACACCCUGAAGCUAAUCGAGAACACCAUUGCUAAAACAACCAAGUGGGUUGAACACAACCAAGCUGCAUCGCUUUCCGAGCUUCAGCUCAAAAAGGCACACCUAGAAUUUGUUUGCAAGCCCCUGCUUUAGGUCUCGAUCAGA